AUGGAUUCAAACGUGCAGGUGAACACCACAACUUGCCGGAAACUCCUCUCCUUCCUACUCUUCCAGAUUGUGUUCAGCUCUAUCGUCUUCACCUAUGUCCGAAACUUCACAAAGCCAGAACCAGAGACCACCAGAGACAUCACACAGAAGCCAUUGGAAUGGUUCCGAAACAGCAGGCUGGCAGAGAAGGAACCCUCCAACCUCACCUAUGUCCGAAACUUCACAAAGCCAGAACCAGAGACCACCAGAGACAUCACGCAGAAGCCAUCGGAAUGGUUCCGAAACAGCAGGCUGGCAGAGAAGGAACCCUCCAACCUCACCCUCCUGCUAUGGGCCUGGCCCUUUGGAGCCCGUUUUGACAUUCAAAAAUGCUCCAAACUCCUGGGGAUCCCUGACUGCCACAUCACAGCCAACCGUAGCUGGUACUCAAAGGCUGAUGCAGUGAUUGUGCACCACCGAGAUGCAUGCAGUAGUCCCAAGAGGCUCCCUCAAGACCCACGGCCGCCCUUCCAGUGCUGGAUCUGGUUCAAUCUGGAGUCUCCCAGCCACUCCCCCAACCUGGGCUUCAUGGACGGGCGCUUCAACCUCACCAUGUCCUACCGGAGAGACUCAGAUAUCUUCACCCCUUAUGGGUGGCUGGAAGUCCUUGCCCAGCCCGAAAAUGUCACCAUUCCACCCAAAUCCAAGCUGGUGGCCUGGGUUGUGAGCAACUGGAACCCAGGGUCCCGCCGAGUGAGAUACUACGAGGAGCUGAAGAAGCACAUCCACGUGGACGUGUUUGGACAUGGCCGCCUGCCGCUAUCCAGGGAUCAGCACUUGUCCGUUCUAUCCCAGUACAAGUUCUACCUCGCCUUUGAGAACUCCAUUCAUGAGGACUACAUCACAGAGAAGUUGUGGAAGAAUUCACUGCUCUCUGGGGCUGUCCCGGUGGUCUGCGGGCCGCCCCGGAAGAACUACGAGCGUUAUUUGCCCCCUAGCUCUUUCAUUCACAUUGACGACUUCCCGACCGCAGAAGAGCUUGCUAACUUCUUAAAAGAACUAGACAGGAACACAACACGGUAUCACAGCUACUUCCUCUGGAGGUCUUGGCUGAAGCCUGUCGGACUCACAUUCUGGAACCUUCAUUUUUGCAAAGCGUGCCUGGCAUUGCAAAAAAAACCAAUCUAUUACCAGACCGUGCCAGAGCUGAGCAAGUGGUAUAAGUGAGUUGGCAAUCCAUGGCAAGGCAGUGGGUUGUGUUUCCCGCACCAGCUGGCCUCUUUGGGGUCAGUUUGUUGGCAAGCUUAAAAUAUCCCUAGAAAGUUUA
Rhineura floridana is the source of this 1306-nucleotide messenger RNA. RefSeq names its product 3-galactosyl-N-acetylglucosaminide 4-alpha-L-fucosyltransferase FUT3-like. Gene Ontology annotation, cellular component: membrane. Gene Ontology annotation, molecular function: alpha-(1->3)-fucosyltransferase activity. NCBI's taxonomy places the organism in Eukaryota, Metazoa, Chordata, Lepidosauria, Squamata, Rhineuridae. The transcript has a single exon. The record is from RefSeq and is a predicted model, not a curated record. Bases 1 to 1206 code for a protein of 401 amino acids.